AUGCAUAAACUGAUACUUUGCUGUCUCAUUAUCAUCUGCUUCUCCUGUCCUCUCUUGUCUCUCCCCAUCAUCAAUGCCAGUGAGAUGUCUUAUCAACACUCAGCUGAUGAAGACUCGAGGUUAAACCUGGAGAGGUUGGGCAGCCUGGGAAGCUCCUCCCUGCUCCAGCUCCUGGGGACCCUGACUGAGGACAGCAAAGCAGGUCUUACCCCCAGCAACUACAACCCAGGGGAAAAUAUCAAAGAAAAUUUCUACAGGAACCAUCCUCAAAAUGCUUUCCUGGGCCGCCUCUUGACCAAGGACAGGAAACAGUACAAGAAACGUGGGAAUCUUUCUGAGUGCUUCUGGAAAUAUUGUGUGUAA
Molecule: messenger RNA, 363 nt
Organism: Agelaius phoeniceus (red-winged blackbird)
Lineage: Eukaryota; Metazoa; Chordata; Aves; Passeriformes; Icteridae
Gene: UTS2
Product: urotensin 2
Biological process (GO): regulation of blood pressure; blood vessel diameter maintenance
Cellular component (GO): extracellular region
Molecular function (GO): hormone activity
Source: RefSeq, a predicted model, not a curated record